Molecule: messenger RNA, 1036 nt
Organism: Saccoglossus kowalevskii
Lineage: Eukaryota; Metazoa; Hemichordata; Enteropneusta; Harrimaniidae
Product: ATP synthase peripheral stalk subunit b, mitochondrial-like
Biological process (GO): proton motive force-driven ATP synthesis
Molecular function (GO): proton-transporting ATP synthase activity, rotational mechanism
Source: RefSeq, a predicted model, not a curated record
CUCUGCCCGGCGUCCGCCAUUUUGAUAGCACGGGGAAGCACGAAAGUGUUCGUGAAUGGUGAACAUUCCGUAAAAGUAAACUGUAAUAAUGUUUCGGAGAGUGGUGUGCUCGACAGGUGCCCUUGCACUGAGGGCAAGACCUGCUUACAUGGCCAGAGUUAGUGCUGCAGCAAUGCCAAGUAUGACAUUUCACACCUCAAGUAAAGAUUUAAUGCCCUAUAAAAUGCCAGAAGAAGGUGGCAAAGUCAGACUUGGCUUUAUACCUGAAGAAUGGUUCACAUUUUUCUACAAUAAAACUGGUGUGACUGGUCCAUACAUGUUUGGCACAGGUCUAAUACUAUACCUGAUAAACAAAGAAAUAUAUGUUGUUUCCCAUGAAUUACUUCACGGUGCCCUCAUUAUUGGACUUCUGGUCUAUGGAGUAAAGAAAUUUGGACCUGCAUAUACAGCAUAUGCAGACAAAACAAUAAAUGAUCAAAUUGAACAAACUUAUGAUGUAAAAAAUGCACAAGUUGACGCUUUACAGCAGUCUAUUGAUGCAGAGAAGAAAGAGCAAUGGCGUCUAGAUGGAAGGAAUAUGCUGUUUGAUGCUAGGAAAGAAAACAUUGCUAUGCAAAUUGAGACAGCUUAUCGAGAGAGGUUGCACACAGUUGCUGCAGAUGUCAAAAAGAAAAUGGACUAUCAUAUUGAAGUAGAGAAUGUUAAACGGCGUGUACAGCAGGAACAUAUGGUAGAAUGGAUUCAGAAGAAUGUAAUCCAGAGCAUCACACCGCAGCAGGAAAAAGAAAACAUUGCUCAAUGUAUACGGGAUUUGAAGACUUUAUCUGCGAGGGCAUAAUUAUCAACGCUUGUGCAACUGCCUUCAGUUAAUUUAAAACUAGUUUGUGGUGUGUGAUGAGAAUGGUUUGGAUUUUUAUCUAAUAAAGUGCUUGUGUCCCGUAACUAUACAGUGUUCAUUUCUCUAUUUUGUGAGUAACAACAACCACAGAUUUAUUGUAAAAAAAAUUACUAUGAGAAUAAAUGGUUUAAAAAGCCA